AUGACAGUACAUCUCUUUGGAGGUAUGUGUAGCCCUUCAUGUGCCGCGUAUGUGCUACAACGAACAUACCAAGAUUACAGGGAAAGUCUCCAUGACGACAUCAAGAAAGGGAAUCGUAACUUCUAUGUCGAUGAUCUGCUUCUUUCAGGAGCAUCACCAGGUAAGGCGGCGAUAGUCACUCGCCAAGUGAGGCAGUUGAUGAAGAAAGGCGGGUUCAGACAUGCAAAAUGGAUAUGCAACCACAAAGGGGUCCUCGGAGCAGUCCCACAAACGGAAAGAGCCAUGGAAGUGAAAGAAGUACUUUUGAAGGAUGACAGGCUCCCAGCUGAGCAGGCAUUGGGAAUCAUGUGGGAUCUAGAGAAUGACGAACUUGCAGUCCGAAUCCAAAUCCCAACGAAGCCACAAACGAAGUGA
Messenger RNA from Homarus americanus (American lobster), 414 nucleotides. RefSeq lists its product as uncharacterized. NCBI's taxonomy places the organism in Eukaryota, Metazoa, Arthropoda, Malacostraca, Decapoda, Nephropidae. The transcript has a single exon. The coding region runs from base 1 to 414 and encodes 137 amino acids. The record is from RefSeq and is a predicted model, not a curated record.